Molecule: messenger RNA, 5976 nt
Organism: Gasterosteus aculeatus aculeatus (three-spined stickleback)
Lineage: Eukaryota; Metazoa; Chordata; Actinopteri; Perciformes; Gasterosteidae
Source: RefSeq, a predicted model, not a curated record
GGAGGGAGGAGAAAGGAACAAGUCGAGGGAAAACGGAGGGGAGGAGAGAGAGAGAGGGAGAGAGAGAGGGGAGAAAAAAGACGAGGCGAGUCCGCACUGUGGAGAGGGUGAGGUGAGCGAUGUCCUACGCCGAGUAUUUCAUCUCUAACACGGGCAGUCGCCGUCGUCGCAGUCGCCCCCCGCCUUGAACCGGAGUGGGAAGGACAACGCCGAAGCCGCUGUGAUUGGAGGAGAGAGAGAGAGACCGCCGCUGGCUACCAGUAUGGACGCGCGACAUCCUGGAGUUUCCCACAAUCCUUAGGUCCCUGCUUGGUUUCCAAUUGGAUCCGCAGCUGAGUCCCCUGAACCCCUAAACGCCGGUGCACGACUGAUCUCCUGUCAGGUGACCUCGCCACGUGCCGCCAUGAUGUCGGUGGACGUGGCCAACCGGAACUGCGCGGCCGCCACGCCUCCCACCUCGCUCAGCCUCCGCUCCUCCCACAACCAGCUGCUGAGCGCCGGGGACGCUGUCCGCCAGGGCUCGGCCACGCCUCCAAAGUGUCGCAAAAAGUACGCGCACACCAGCAUCCAGGCCGCCAUGGGCCUCGGGGAGGCCGCGCCGCCGUCCUCGUCUUCCUCCUCGCCCUCCUCCCCGCCGGUGUCCCCGACCCCCAGCAACCCCAAACUGGCCAAGAACGGAGUGAACCAGCUGCGCAAAGCCAGCCGGGACCACAACAAGAACGCCACGGACCCGGAGCCCGAGGCCGCGGCGGACGAGCUCAACGUCAACGCGGCCGAGGAAGAGGAGAGCCAUGCGCUCACCAACAACGACCGGGAGGAGGAGGAGGAGGAGGUGGAGGAGGAGCAGGAGGAGGAGUUUGAGCUGAUCUCGAACGCUGAGCCCGAGCAGAAGAGUGAGUCAGACAUGGACUGUGACGUCAGCGCGCCCGCCGAGCUCCAACUGAAAGGUAUCGACCUGAACGUUGACGCGGAGGAGAGCGACGACAUCAGCAUCCUGUCCGAGAAGGACACGAUGUCGAAGAUGAAGAUCCAGGAGCACGGCGACAACGAGGCGGAGGACGAGGAGGGAGAUGGGGAGAAGAAACCUCUGCUGUCGAUGCGCGGCGAGUCUCCCCUGCAGAAGCUUGACAUUUCCCCGGGGGCGGAGCUCAUCUCCGACCUCCGCUCCAACCUCAAGCUCCUCAGGUCGGGCGGGAAGGACUCUCCGAUGCCCCCUCCGCCUUCGCCACCCAAGCACGCCAGCCCGGAGGACGCGCCGCUGCUCUCCGUGGCCUCCCGCUCCUCCUCCUUCUCCUCCUCCUCAUCGCCGGAGACGAAGAAGGACAGGCGGACGGGGGCCAAGACGGACUGCGCUCUGAACCGCAUCCAAAAUCUGAACCCUAGCGACGAAGAGUUGAGUUGGACCACGCUGUCCCAGGAGAGUCUAUGACUUCCCCCCCCCCCCCCCCCCAAUAUCUGGAGCGAACAGUCGGUCCAAAAGGACACCGACCUCCCGCCGGGAUGGAAAAAAAACACGGACAUGGGCGGCGUCUACUACUGGCACAUCCCCACUGGGCCCACCCAAUGGGAGAAACCCGCGGCCAGCGCGGGACCCCCGGGGGCGGCCGAACCCCCGGCGCCGGGCGAGCAAGCGGCCUCCGCGUCACGCAAGCACUUCCCGGGGUCCCUCAGCCCCUCGCCCACCCCGGACCACGAAGCGUGCCAGGCAGAGGUCUUCUUCAGGGGCUCGACCCGCUCGGGCAGCACCACCUCCGACAGCUCGGCGGAGCCGCUCUCCGCUCACGAACCCGCCCUCGCCACGUGCGGCUUCGUCAACAGCUGCUACUUUCCCCGCUCCUCACCCCUGCAGGGGAUGCCCGAUCCCGAGUGCCGCUCCCUGCUUCUCGAGGACGAGGACAAGAAACGGGUGUGGAGUGAUUUUGGCGGAAAGAUUGAUAGUGAGGUGUGGAAGGACCUGCAAGCGGCCACGGUGAACCCCGACCCCAGUCUGAAGGAGUUUGAGGGCGCGACGCUUCGCUACGCAUCACUCAAGCUAAGGAACCGUCCAGCAGUGGAAGACGAGCAGUCCAGCAGCGCUAACAGAGACCCAGAGACAAAAUGCUUCGCUGUGCGCUCUCUGGGGUGGGUGGAGAUGGCGGAGGACGACUUGGCUCCCGGAAAGAGCAGCGUCGCCGUGAAUAACUGCAUCCGGCAGCUGUCCUACUGCAAGAAUGACAUCCGAGACACCGUCGGCAUCUGGGGAGAGGGGAAGGACAUGUACCUGGUGCUGGAGAACAACAUGUUGAACCUGGUUGACCCCAUGGACCGCGGCCUGCUCCACUCUCAGCCAAUCGCAAGCAUCCGUGUGUGGGGUGUCGGCCGGGACAACGGCAGAGAGAGGGACUUUGCAUAUGUGGCGCGGGACAAAAACACCAGGAUCCUGAAAUGUCAUGUGUUCCGCUGUGACACGCCGGCCAAAGCCAUCGCCACCAGCCUGCACGAGAUCUGCUCCCGGAUAAUGACGGAGCGAAAGAACGCCAAAGCGAUGGCGGGCUCUCUGCAGGACAGGAUGCAGGCGGGACUAGAUCUCCCUUUACAAGCAGAGUUCCCCACACCAAAGACGGAGCUGGUCCAGAAAUUUCAGGUGCUCUACCUCGGGAUGCUGCCCGUGGCGAGACCAAUAGGCAUGGAUAUCCUUAACGGGGCUAUAGACAGUCUGAUCGGCUCGUCCAGCAGAGAGGACUGGACGCCCGUGGCCCUCAACGUGGCCGACGCUACGGUCACCAUCAGCAAAGACCAGAACGAAGAGGACGUGCUGGUCGAGUGUCGCGUUCGAUUCCUGUCUUUCAUGGGCGUCGGGCGGAACGUGCACACCUUCGCCUUCGUCAUGGACGCCGGCGGCCAUCGCUUCGACUGCCACGUCUUCUGGUGCGAGCCCAAUGCCGGGAAUGUGUCGGAGGCUGUGCAGGCGGCUUGCAUGCUGCGGUACCAGAAGUGCUUGGUGGCCCGGCCCCCCUCCCAGAAGGCCUGCGGCUCGCUGCCCCCCGCUGACUCGGUGUCGCGUCGGGUAUCGACCAGCGUGAAGAGAGGCGUGCUGUCCCUCAUCGACACCCUCAAACAGAAGAGGCCCGUCGGCGAGCUGCCGCAGUAACGCCCGCCUGCCAGAACCCAGAGUUGCCAUGGUGACAAGUCGCACGGCCGCCCCCGAAACCCAUCGCCACCGCCAGACCCCAGUGAAGACGCAGCCGACCACGAGGGGGGGGGAGGGUUUGUGGAAACGCCUUUGCUUUCUCUGAACUAAAAUUGGAAUUUUGCCUGAAGAGUUUGUCGGCUCCGGGGGCGAAAUUCAAAUUUUUCCGGCGAAAUACGAGAUGAAUAAAGACUGUAAUCCACAUCGAGAAGGAACAACCACGGAGAAACACGCGAUGUGGUAGACGUGUACAUAGACGUGACUCUCAGCCCCCCUCAGUGCAGAGGAGGGAGGUGAUGAGAGGAGGAACUAGGAGGGAGGUGAUGAGAGGAGGAACUAGGAGGGAAUAGGAAAUGCUGCUCUCAGCACAGCAGACUCAUUGUGCUCUUAUUGUAUUCGUGUCCGUGCUGCCAGCAUGACCUCGCACACCUGGCCACGCCCCCCACGUCACCCCCCGGUUGUCCUGUCUGUAGUGGCUGUUCCCCCUGUGGACUAUAACGCGUCGGCGGAUGGAAGGACGCAUUCUUAACGAGUUAAAGAAGGAAAUAUUAGGUGGUCAGUCCGCACACACUAACCCGAUCCUGCAUGAUCGUUUCGUAUCAAAGUGAAUAUAAACACACUGCUGCUGCUUACAGGAGGAUUAGAAAUCUGAAGCCAAGUUGUUGUUUGUCCGUGUCUCUCUUGUUUCUCGUAAGCUGUGCGAGGGUCGGCGUGGAGGGUCCAAACGAGCGGUGACCGUUCACCCGAAACAUCCUGCAUGCGCCUCCUGUUUACCGUUGUCCUUCUGUCUUUCUUUCGUUGGCCAUGUGGGAAAACGAUAGCCGAUAGCCAUAACCGAGAAGGAGCCGCAGGGACGGACUGACUUCAGUAUGUAUGUCCUCAGAGACUUCAUGUCCACUUAGCAUGACAGGACUCUCCCAGGUCGACGCCUGUUUGUUGUCCUCAUGGCCUCUUUCUCACUGUACCGCUGCAACUAGCUCUUCAUCAUCGCAUAUCCGACCAUGCCGGAUGCCCGGUAAUGACUAUCAAAGUUUAUUACAACUAACAUCAUAGAGGCAUGUUCUACCUUUAGGCAGUUCUCUUUGAAUGUGAGGCAGAAGACUGAUGCUAAGCUAGGACAACCGGCCGUUAGCUGCACCGGCCCGUCUGUCAGGCUUUAGGAUUGCUGGUCUGUAGCAAGGCUUUUCUUUUUUUUUAUAUCAAUUUUACAAAUCUAAUAGUAUAGUUUGCUGCAGCUGGUCAGCUAUAUUCAUGGGUUAAAAAAGGAAAGCAUAUCUUUAUCUCAGCGCUCUGCUGGAUUUGAGGAAGUUUACACCCAGCUAAUGUUCUAGUAAAAGUAUUGAUAAAAAUGAUCAUGAAAUGUUUUCAGGUGAUUCGCGGUGUUUAAGGUUAAAGGUUCGCUCCUUACCUUUUCAGCCAAAUACCGUUUUAAUUGUGGAAGUUAAAAUUGUCUCAACCAGAGUCGGUAAAAGGACGCUAACGCCGGGGAAUUAGCCGUGCGCUCUUAUUGCCCUAAAGAGGUUAAAGGGUCACCAAAAUGACCAUCAAUGCUGUCGCCAUAUCCAAGACCCCAAUUCUGGCCUUUCACAAUAAGAUAUCCCACUUCAACGCCUCCAAAUAGUGCAAUAAAAGCUCCUUCAUCAUCAUUGCCCGAAACCCCUCACACAAAAGCUUUAGGCGCCUUUAACGAGUGUUUCCAACAGACUUGUGGACUUAGCGUUAGCUUAAUCAGCCACAUAACUCGCCAGCGAAUUGAUGAAAAUCUGCUCGCAACAGUUUUCACAUUUUUGCCGCUAAAAUCAAAGGUCUGCAAGAUCUAAAGGAAAUAAACAUAUAGUCAUUUAUACUUAAAACCACCUUUAUUCAAAACUGAAUGUGGUGAAGUGGAGCUUGACGGCGUAGCAGCAGUUUCAACCCGUGCCGAGCUUUGGACCCGUUAACCUGCAGUGCAGAUAACCAGGAGAGUCAUGGACAUUCAGCCCAGGAUGACGAAAUGUGAACCAGAUUACUCAAAAUGUUUGUGUACAAAACGUCAAAUCUAUUGUAACAUUUGGCAUUAAUCAUUAUUAUAAGCUAUCUUUUCAUUUUUAAAUGUCUCGUUAUUUUCUUGUAAUGAAAUGCCUUCCUUUUUGAUUACUCACCAAAUGGCCAAAGUGUAAAAUAGUGAUUAUAACGUUACAUUGUUGUAGAUAAGAAAAAAUGCCAGAGCGAAUAAUGAAACCAGGAGAGAUGAUUGGAAAGUUUCACAGUUGUCGAUUCCGUUUUAUGCUGAAUUUAACUGAGCAAUUAUCUAUGCAUUCUUUUGAUCUCGAGAAAAUGGAAAGUCGUGAACAGCCUCGCAUGCCGUUGGAUGGUUGAAAGAGCGACUGUAUGUACUGAACAGAAAUAUUUUUUAUUUUAUUUAUUCUAUUUUAUAAAGGUAUAUACUGAUUUUAUUAGUUGGGGCAACGAACGUCUCUCGACGCCGUGUCAUUGUCUCAGUUCCCGUUUUACUCACAGCGCUACAACGAGCUCCUUAUCGCAAGGAAAUAGGCGGAUAAAGGAAUUCAUCUCCGCCGUGUGAAGUGUAAUGAGAGCCGGGAGUCCGCCGCUGGUCUUUGCGGGUCGAUGGAAGUCGAGCGGUGGAAGAUGGCGAUGGCGGUAACAAUAUUGGACUUCCGGCGUCUCCGUCAAGCUCACUUGCUUAAACGACAACAAGCGCACACCUUUCCCACAGAAGGAUGCGUCAGCUCCUGUUUGCUGUUCACCUGUUUGUACACUUUGUCAAUGUAAUCAAUUGUGAGAAUAAACAGCAUAAUAAACCGGAA